Molecule: messenger RNA, 2967 nt
Organism: Aspergillus tubingensis
Lineage: Eukaryota; Fungi; Ascomycota; Eurotiomycetes; Eurotiales; Aspergillaceae
Product: MFS transporter
Exons: 4
Coding region: 1-2967 (988 amino acids)
Source: RefSeq, a predicted model, not a curated record
AUGAGCGACUCAAUACCUCUACAGUCUGCGAGUGAAGUUACCAAUGAUAAUACAGACGGGGGGUUGGAGGCGCGCAAGGCUGCAAAGCCCAGCCUAUGGAAAAGAAUUAUGCCCAACAUCCCGUUGGUCAUCAUGAUGGUCAAGGGCUCGCUGCCGAUGACCAUCUCGCUCGCCAUCUACCAAUCCGACCACAUUGCCCAACGCUUUACCACGGUCGGAUAUAUUAUGGCUAUGAUUGCAUUCUUCAGUAUGGCUAUGCUCCCGCGCGCCAAAUAUCUCGAAGGGCUUGUCUUGAACAUCCUCGCCACUUGCCUUGGCUCGGCCCUAUCUCUCCUUACCAUGUAUUGGGGAAUUCAAGCUCGCCAGCACACAACCACGCCGGAUUUGACGGCCUCCUACAAUGGCCCACAAGCGGCAGUCUGUGCGAUCUGGUUCUUCUGCACGCAGUGGGCUGCAGGAACCCUGCGGGCCAAGGUUCCAAUCCUUCAGAAUUGCGUCUACAUGUUCAGCGUCAUGACGAUGAUCACUAUGACCUACGCCCCUCGUUUUCAUACCAUGGGUCAAGCUAUCUCCUUGGUGGUGGAGUUACUGGAGAUUUUCUUCAUCGCGUUUGGUAUUGCGACCGGUGUCUCCUUGCUCAUAUUUCCAAUGACGACAAGAAUGGUCUUGUUUAGGAAGCAGACUGCCUACUUUGCAGCGCUACGGGACUUUGUUGCGAGGCAAUCUGCCUACUAUCAAGCUUUGGGGACAUUAGAGCCUCCAGUAAGUGGGCAGAGAGCGGGAGAGGGGGAUGUUGUCGAAGAACGGCCGUUCCCCGAGCGAGAAGCUCUACUCGAGAGUCUCAACCAACUGAUCGCUCUUCAUAUGGAAUUAUAUACAGAUACAAUCAGCGCUAAGCGAGAGGUUGCCCAUGGCAAGCUGAAUGCGGACGACCUACAUCAACUAUUUCGGGCCUUUCGAACCAUUCUCACUCCAAUGGCUGGUAUUAAAACCAUCAUUCAUCUGUUUGAUGGAGUUGAUCCCGAGAAGCCAACUGUUCAGCGAGAGAAAGGAGUAAGAAGUGACCCAAGAGUAGCUCGCCAGCGUGAAUUGCGACACUUUUGGAGCCAUGUCAUGUCGGAAAUGGGCGAGCCUUUCAGAGAAAUCGAACAGGUCAUCGAUGAAGGAUUGCAGCACGCGGCGACCGUCCUCGAAUACUUGCCAAACCAGAACAAAAAGCCCGACGUCGAGUGCCAGAGGCCCGGUUCUCCCACCUUUGCAGACUAUAUGGGCCGUAAAAGUCGGGCGUUCCGCGGUCGACAAAGUGAGCUUCUUAGUACCUGUAUUGAAGAAAAUGAGGGGGUGACCAGCGCAUCGAAUCUCAAGUAUGCAUACGUCUUUCUCCAGGCCAAGAAUCUCAUGUCCACUGUCGCCGCGGCGGUUUAUGAACUGGUUCUUUUUGCGGAUUCGAAAAGGGAAGAUGGCACAAUGCAGAGAGAGCGACUGGUGUUUCCCCACACCCAUCAUUUCACCUCCCAUUUGCAACACCUCACAAGCGAACAACCAGAUAUUCAUGCUAGUCAGGCUGCAGACCUCACCGAGACUGGGUGUCAAGGAAAGAAGACCACUCGGAUCAAACUACAUGACCAUCAUCAUCUCCCUCCUCAGAACACAUGGGAGCGCUACACGGACCAUCUACGAGCGGUAUCCAGGCUGCUCAGAUCGAAGGAAUCUGCCUUUGGGCUUCGAAUGGCCCUGGCGGCGUCUACCGUGGGGAUCCUGGCAUAUCUGGAGAAGACCUGGACCUUCUACUAUCAGCAGAGGCUCAUUUGGCCCCUGAUCGUAAUCCUGGUCGCUAUGAAUGUUGCCUCCGGAGAAAGCACCUUCAAGCUUGCAGCCCAAAUUAUGGGCGCGACUGCAGCAAUGGGGACCUGCUAUCUCUGCUGGUACAUUGUUGACGGCAAGCCCACAGGAGUCCUAGUCUUGACUUGGCUCGCAUUCUUUUUCCUUUCAUAUGGAUUCAUCAAGAUUCCCAAAUUAUUCGCCGUCUGGCUCUGCAUCCUGGUCCCGAUUGUUGCCAUCAUUGGCAUCGCCCUGCAGUCAAAGAAGUUGGGCCAUGACACCAUAGUAGCGACAGGACAGGAAGACUAUCCAGUCUACCUGAGCGCCCCGUACCGGCUUCUCAGCGUCCUUGCGGGCGCUUUCAUUGCGUACGUGUGGACGCUGUUCCCCUACCCCAUUACGGACCGCGGGCUCCUGGGUGACAAACUCGGGGAUAUCCUAGUUCUGCUCGCGCAAUUCCAUGAUUGUGGGCAUUCAAUCUCGAGCCUUAAGCUAAGGGGGCUUGUGCAAGGUGAGAGAAUGAUGACACUGGAUUCUCGUACUAAUACCGGUGGAGGAAUCGUUGGAAGACUCGCCAGGACCCAAGAGCGACUGUUCCAGCGGAUCAUGACCUUGAUUCCCCCGUCGAGGAUGCAUGCAUUAUUCCAGAGAUUUGAUGUGCCGGUUGGGGGACGCUUCCCCGUGGGAAGUUAUAUGUCUAUCAUGCAAGAAGCAAUGAGUAUCAUGAACUAUAUCAACCUCCUCAUUUACUUUACCCGUUCGUGGCCGUCGCUUUCGCACUCCUCCACAUCAACGACGGUCCUUGCAUCCGUAUCGACUCAUUCGCGCCAAAUGACAUCUGCCCUGUUGUUCCUCUCCGCCUCCAUCAAACAUGGCACCCCGUUGCCACCGUACUACCAAGCACCGACCGCAGUCGACUUUUCUCCUUUGUGGAAUGAAGAGCUACGUGCUCAGUCGCCGCCGCCGUCCGCCCAGACUAGAGAUAAAGAGGCGGUGCAGUGCUCGUGGGCCACGGUGCAGAUGGUCACGGACGCAUCCAACGCGGCAUUGGCGAGGAUGAUAAGGCAAGUUCGAAAUUUGGUUGGCGAGGUGAAUUUUGACAGUGUAGGGGAGGUGAAAUCUGUUUUAGUGGGGACGAGAGAAUAA